Messenger RNA from Onthophagus taurus, 2297 nucleotides. It is a transcript of the gene rin, whose product is annotated as ras GTPase-activating protein-binding protein 2. Gene Ontology annotation, molecular function: mRNA binding. Gene Ontology annotation, cellular component: cytosol; ribonucleoprotein complex. NCBI's taxonomy places the organism in Eukaryota, Metazoa, Arthropoda, Insecta, Coleoptera, Scarabaeidae. The record is from RefSeq and is a predicted model, not a curated record.
AGCGCCCUCCCACAAGACGUUCCGCAGUCGCACAGUAUCAACGACAAUUUAUGAAGUUUAGAUCCGUUCUUUUUGCGGCAUUUCUACACAAAAAAUACUACAAAUCUUUCUCGCAGCCGUUUAAAUUCGAUUUAUUACGCAGCUUUUGAUGAACACCCGGCGAGCCUGAUAUCGGGGCCGGUCACAGAUUCGUAACAACAGCAACAACGUUUUAAUCUUCAAAUCCUCCCUAUAACACUUCGCCAGCUGGAGCCUUUGCGUAUAAUCGCCUGACAGCCCCCCUGGUACUUAACUUCCAAGUUCUGUCAUGGUCAUGGAGGCACCCCCGUCCCCCGAUAGCGUCGGCCGCGAACUUGUGAGGCAAUAUUAUACCCUCAUGAAUAAGGCACCAACUCAUCUUCACAGGUUUUACAAUAAUCAAUCUUCUUUCUUGCAUUGCGGUUUGGAUCCAUCAAACCCGGAAACGACCCCCGUAAUCGGCCAAAAACAAAUCCACCAAAAAAUCCAACAAUUAAAUUUUCGCGAUUGCCACGCGAAAAUUUCUCAAGUUGACUCUCAAGCGACCUUGGGAAAUGGCGUCGUCGUCCAAGUUACCGGCGAAUUAUCCAAUGCUGGUCAACCGAUGCGCCGUUUCACCCAAACUUUUGUCUUGGCGGCUCAGAGUCCUAAAAAAUAUUACGUUCAUAACGAUAUCUUUCGUUAUCAAGAUGAAAUUAUUUCUGAGGAGGAUUGCGAAACCGAGAACAGAUCUGAUGUUGAAGACGACAUCAAUCAAGAACGUCCCGCUUUAGUUGGGGAAAUGCCACCGAUCGCACAACAACCCAUUCCUUAUUACACACCACCGAGUGCCGCCCCAAUUCAAGGCGCGAUUCCGCAGGUGCCUCCUCAUCAUCAUACGCAACCCCCACCUCAUGUUAUGCCACCUCAACCAACUCCAGUUCCAACUGUUAAUGGAGCGAUUCAUCCUGAUGAUUUAAAUAAUGUUUUACCGCCUGCUCCAGUUGCGCAACAUGUAGCUUCAACUCAAUCAGCGCCUACCAUGGCACCACCUAUGGCGGCUUUAGCACCCCCAUCAAUGCCACCACAACCUCAAAUGACGGUUCCCGCGAUGUCUACAGUUGAUGAUCGACAACAACAACCAAUAACGAUUGAAGAAGGCGCGGGAGAUGGUCCCAUUGAGACUAUUUAUGGUGAUGAACCCACCGAGGCGAUUCCUGGAGAACCGGAAAUUGUGCCUGUUGAGCCUACAGUUGUCUCAAACGAACCUAAAACCUACGCUACUUUGCUUAAAUCGGGAAGUUGUAUUGGAAGUGGAACUGGAGGAGGUUAUGGAGGAGGAAACGUUUCACAACAACCAUCAAUUACACCGCCUCCUGCUCAAAGAAAUUUCGAUAGAGACAUUCAGAGUCAACAAAAUAUCCAAGGGGGGUUAACUUCCGGUCAACGUCCUAGUAUGAAUAGGGUUGUUAAUAACGUUAGGGGUGGAAAUCAACCGAGAGUACCAAGGCAAGAUUCUCGUGGAGGCCCUGGAAGGCAAAAUGAUGAUGUUGAUGAGCGCAGGCGAUCCCAAGGUAACAAUUAUAACGACACCAACCAAUUAUUUUUGGGAAAUUUACCCCACACUGCAACAGAAGAAGAUCUCAGAGAGAUUUUCUCCCAAUUUGGCCAUAUUGUUGAUUUACGUAUCCAUUCAAAACAAAGUAAAGGCGGUGUUAUGGGAGCUAGAAUCACCCCUAAUUAUGGAUUUAUAACUUAUGAGACUCAACAAGGCGUUAUGGAUUGUUUAGCUGCUAAACCGAUAUUUUUCCCAAAUAAUGAUAAAACCGGUACGAUGUUAAACGUCGAAGAAAAGAAAAUGAAAGAUCGUCAAUUUGGACCUGGAAAUGGACGCCAAGGUGGUCCAGAUAAUAAUGGCGGAGGUGGAAUUGGCGGUCCAAGGCCUAGAGAUAGAGAUAACGGAGGUGGACAAAGACGAGGAGCACCAGGAGGUGGUCCAAACAGAGGUGGAGGUCCCCCAACGGGUGGUCCAGGUGGUAAUCGUGGACCGAGCAACUUUAACAGAGGCAGCGGAAGUGGUGGUCCCCCAAAUCGAGGUCAAAAUAACGCGUACGGUCCUGGAAAUCGACGCUAGUAGUCGGCCCCCUAUUGAAGACCACAAUUAUCGCUAAAAGAGACCCUUCUCCUUCUUUUUACAUACCCAAUUUACCUACUACUAUUAUAUUAGAAAACCGAACGAACGUGCGGACGUUAAUUUAAUAAUAAAUAAUAAAAAAUGAAUAAAACGCGUGUUGGACGUG